GCAGUCAGAGAUGGACAAGUUCAAGACGGUACUGGACUUUGCCAACAAACAGACCAACCUCGGUUUCGGGUUGGUGGCCCUGCUGACCGCGGGAGGGGAGCAGAUCUUCUCCUCGGCGGUCUUCAGUUGUCCCUGCAGCGACCUGAACUUCUUCUACGGCAUGGUGUUCCUUCUCGUGCCCGCUCUGGCGCUGCUGCUGCUGGGCUACAUCCUGAGCAAGAAGGCGUCGAAGCUGCUGACGGGCGCGUGCCGGCGCGGGGCCGCGCUGUGCCGCUGGAGGAGGCUGAUCGCCGCCGGCGCGGCGCUUAUCCAGAUCAGCACCGCCGCGCUGGUUGCGCCCUCCAGCUGGAUCGCAGUGGCCCUGCUCAACGGGAAUUACUACGAGUGCGCGAUGACCGGGAACAACGCGAGCGCGUACGCCAGGCACCUGUGCGGGGACAAGAGCUCCCGGGUCCCGUGUCAGCAGCAGCUGCACAGGUUCCCAUGCGGGACGGGCAGCGACGUGCCGCCGGUCGACAGAAAGGACGUUCUGCUCAGACUGAGAGCUCACUCUCAGAUCCUGGGCUGGCUGCUCAUCGCCUCCGUCAUGUUGUCCAACCUGCUGCUGAGCUGCGCGGCUCGGUGCACCUCCCCCAUCAGCUACCUGCAGCUCAAGUUCUGGAAAGCGUACGUUCGGGAGGAGAGCAACCUGAUCGAUUUGUACAGCGCCAAACACGCCAAAGAGCUCGCCGAGAGGAACCUAAAGAGCUUCUUUGGCCAGAAGCCGCCCGAAGACAUCAUCACCCCUUCCUGCAAGCAGUGGGAGAAGAUCUCCUCCCUCUACAAGUUCAGCACCAAGGGCCACUACUACAGCACCCUGCACCGGUACGUGGAGAGCUGGCAGGAGACCGACAACAAGAUGAUGAGGAUGGGCUCGGUCAUUUCGAGCGAGCACGCCGACACCCCAGCUGUUCUUGAUUUUGUAGACGAAGGUAGGGUGACACCGUGACGCGGCAUCAGAGGAUCAUCUGUGUUGGAUCGGUGCUGAUAAUCCAGAGAGCCAAAGACCGCCAAUCUUAAAUAAUGGACUACCUGCUUACCGCUGAGCUGCAGGCUGAUGUAUUUGGUCUAAGUCCAAAAUAUUGGACUGAUUGAAAUUCUGACCAGAUGAUAGCGCCAGAUAAAAAAAGUUAAGAGAUCAUCGAAAAUUAUGCUGAGCAGAAGAAAAGAAUAUUUUAACCACGUAUCCAUAAAACCAAAAUUGUUGAGGACAAUUCAAAAAAAAUAAAAAUCUUCAAUUAUUUAACAACAUGAUGAUACGAGAGGGCAGUUGGCAACAUGACUGAAAGCAGGGCGGGGAUUUAAAUUUAAAAAAUGACCAGCAGCAACAGUGAGGCAGAGUGUAAAGACAGAUUCAUGUGAGCCUUAAGUGUGGGUUUAAACAGGAAAUGUGCCAUCUUCACCUUCCUGUGCAACGAAAGUGCAACCAAGUUAGUAUGAGGAACUUUUAACUGGUAGUGAAACAGUCUCAAUUGAAUGCGGAUGCCUCUAAAUGACUUUCAUAAGUAAACAAGACUAUCAGAGAGAAGAUUGUCUAUGUAGUUAUUUUAAUGCUUGUCAUCUGUGCCACCUGGUCACAUCAGACAAAAUGCUGCAGGUUCACUUGAAACUCGUUUAGCUCAGACUGCAGCUAACCGCAUACAGAACCAGAUACAGUUUUGCCGUCGCCUUCGACCUGCAAGUCGGAGCUUCGGCAGCAGCCGCUCCUCCUCCGGCCAGGAGCAGAGCUUCGCCUUGCUGCUUCGCCGAUACCCGCUGGGAGCCAACACCGACACCACGCUGCUGGAGAACCAGGCUGGAUUGAUGGAGGGAAGUGAGGCACGGGAGAACCAGAACCAGGACUGAGCGGGAAGGACUGUCAGAACCCUGCUGCAGUAAAAUGAGAAUUUGU
Molecule: messenger RNA, 1930 nt
Organism: Anarrhichthys ocellatus (wolf-eel)
Lineage: Eukaryota; Metazoa; Chordata; Actinopteri; Perciformes; Anarhichadidae
Gene: calhm6
Product: calcium homeostasis modulator family member 6
Exons: 2
Coding region: 11-988 (325 amino acids)
Cellular component (GO): plasma membrane
Molecular function (GO): monoatomic cation channel activity
Source: RefSeq, a predicted model, not a curated record